Messenger RNA from Oncorhynchus kisutch (coho salmon), 1791 nucleotides. Its product is annotated as protein SREK1IP1-like. The transcript has 5 exons. The coding region runs from base 974 to 1429 and encodes 151 amino acids. Gene Ontology annotation, molecular function: zinc ion binding; nucleic acid binding. The record is from RefSeq and is a predicted model, not a curated record. Lineage: Eukaryota; Metazoa; Chordata; Actinopteri; Salmoniformes; Salmonidae.
CAGACAACGGGUAUUUAACAAUCUGGCUUGUAGAGAUCGUAAGAGUAAACUUUCCUGAUACAAACGCUCAUUUCUGCCCAACGUACGAUUCAAUGCAAUUCAAUGUCGGGUUUCUAGACAAAGCUAAUUUGUUCUGAAUGAUCACUUUAUCAUGCAAGCCAUUGUAGUGACAGUGAGAUAUUAAUAUGUGUCACCAGGGGAACAAAUGUUCGCGCUCACGUUUCCAUUUGAUGGAGGCUCUUGAAUGUAGAUGUUGCUCAUUCUGUCGUUGAGAUCAACGAACAACUAGAAACCGGAAAUCCGUUGUUUUUUCAGCAGUAGAAUAGAUAGCUAAUUUACUUUUUUUCGAGAAUUCAGCACUAAGUGGUUUGCAAAGAUGUAGAGAUGAAUGUCUACAUUUCUUGCUAACCCAGAUUACUGUCAACCGCCCUGUUGUUUAAUCAUGGGUGCUUUAUUUACCUCGAGUCAAUGGGGGUGAAGGAUAUUUGCCAAAUCAAUGCUUGGAAGCGUUUUUCCCUAAUAUUAGUUCGAGGGUGAUAUUUUUCAAAUAGUAACGAACUAUUAUUACAUAUUUGUAGGAAAAUCACGUAAUUACACAAAUCUGUUAAAAUAUAGAUGAAUCAUUAUUUUCAUAUUCUUGAAAAAAAAAGUGGUCCGUGUGUUACAUUAUAAACAAUCCCAUUAAAACAUCGCACAGAACAUAAAUUUGCUUGAAGGAGGCUUGCACAUUUAUAUCAAGAAACCCCUCAUUAUGAAAGAUAUAUGAAAAAGAAGAGAGUCACAAAUACUAGUAAAUUAGAAUUAUUUCUCAAGUAGUGAGUGAAAUCCGCUCAAAAUGCGGUUUUACCAAAGACGUUACAGGGAACUAACCCGUUGAUAUUUCCUACCGGAGCUAUUUUGUAGAGGACCCACUGGGAACUUUAUGGUUUGAAGUUUAUGAACGCAACAAGGUUUUUGUCAAUAAAGUGUGAUAAUGGCUGCAUCAGGUCCCAAUAAGGACAUCAGAGCUGGGUGUAAGAAAUGUGGUUAUCCGGGCCACCUGACGUUCGAGUGCCGUAACUUUGUGCGUGUGGACCCCCGGAAAGACAUUGUCCUGGACGUGAGCAGUACAAGCAGCGAAGAGAGUACGGAGGACGAGCAGGAGGAUCUGCCUAACGACAAGCUGGGCCGGGGAGGAAAAGACUCAAAAGGUUCCCAGGAGGACACCAGGAAAAUUAAACACAAGAGGAGGAAAAGUAAAGACAGAAAGUCUGAAAGGAAGAGGUCCUUUUCAUCAAGUGACGAAGAAGAGAGCAAGAAGAGAAAGAAACACAAAAGCCACAAGAAAAAGGGCAAGAAGGAAAAGAAGGAACGUCACAAGAAGAAGCAGAAGAAGAAACAUGAUUCUUCCUCAUCUGACAGCUCCAGCAGGUCCUCUGACACUGAUUGAGAAGAUGGAACAUUUAGGGACAGAUUUGCUGAGUAUUUGCACCUGUCAUUUAACAGAGGAAUCAAACUAAGACAUGGGAAUGUAUUUAGACACACUUUACCAUAAAAUAUGAUAGAGGUUUUUUUCAACUUUAAUUUUAAAUGUUGUUCUAUGAUUUAUGUCCUAUGGAAAGUAAUAGGUGCAGACACUGAGUGUGUCUGGCCCUCGCGUUUCACAGAUUCAAGGUCUGGUCAAUAUAGCCUCUGCUACAAAUGAAACAAUGGACCCACAUUUACUGUUACUUGUUUGACUUUGGUGAAUGCUGAAAGUAUAUUUGUUGUUAUUGAUGGAAUUUGUUAUUAAAGGUAUUCUAUACAUAGAAA